Messenger RNA from Archocentrus centrarchus (flier cichlid), 990 nucleotides. RefSeq names its product trace amine-associated receptor 13c-like. Gene Ontology annotation, biological process: G protein-coupled receptor signaling pathway. The transcript has 2 exons. The coding region runs from base 1 to 990 and encodes 329 amino acids. Gene Ontology annotation, molecular function: trace-amine receptor activity. NCBI's taxonomy places the organism in Eukaryota, Metazoa, Chordata, Actinopteri, Cichliformes, Cichlidae. The record is from RefSeq and is a predicted model, not a curated record. Gene Ontology annotation, cellular component: membrane.
AUGGAUACACAGCAUGGAGCAGAGCUCUGCUUUCCACAACUCUUCAACACCUCCUGCAAGAAGCCGGCAGCUCCUCUGUCUCAAAUUUGGCUGUUUCAAAUUCUGAUGCCACCAGUUUCUCUGCUCACUGUGGUUCUCAACUUGCUAGUCAUCAUAUCAAUCUCCCACUUCAGGCAGCUUCACACCCCCACUAACAUCCUCCUCCUCUCUCUGGCGGUCACAGACUUCCUUGUUGGGUUCAUGUUUAUGCCAGGAGAAAUCCUCCGAAACACAGCCUGCUGGUUUCUCGGUCAGCUCACAUGUUCUCUGUAUAAUUAUGUAUCCUUCACUGUUACCUUUGUCUCAGUGGGAGACGUAGUGCUGAUAUCAUUCGACCGCUAUGUGGCUAUUUGUGACCCUCUGCAUUACCCCACCAGAAUCACUGACAGAAGAGUUAAACUCUGUGUCUGUCUGUGUUGGCUCUGCUCUGUUUUCUACUGCUAUUUCAUAGUAGGAAAUGAUCUGAUUCAACCAGGUAGCUAUUAUUCCUGCUAUGGAGAAUGUAUAAUUUUUGUUGGCUUCAUUGCAGGAGUUGUUGAUCUUGUUUUAUCCUUUAUUGUUCCAGUUUCUGUCAUCAUAGUUCUGUAUAUGAGAGUGUUUGUGGUGGCUGUGUCUCAGGCCCGGGCCAUGCGCUCUCAUGUUACAGCUGUCACACUGCAGCUCUCAGUGAGUCGAACACCAAAGAAAUCUGAGUUAAAAGCAGCCAGGACUCUUGGUGUUCUUGUAGCUGUGUUUCUGAUAUGUUUCUGCCCUUAUUACUGUGUUUCUCUUUUAGGGGAAGAGUUGCUCAAUAGUGCAUCUGCAUCUAUUGUAUUCUGUCUGUUUUAUUUUAACUCCUUUCUCAACCCAUUGAUCUAUGCUAUGUUCUACCCCUGGUUUAGAAAAGCAGUGAAACUAAUUGUCACUCUGCAGAUACUGCAGCCUGGCUCCUGUGAGGUCAGCAUGCUGUAA